Molecule: messenger RNA, 2456 nt
Organism: Macrobrachium nipponense
Lineage: Eukaryota; Metazoa; Arthropoda; Malacostraca; Decapoda; Palaemonidae
Exons: 1
Coding region: 1167-2252 (361 amino acids)
Source: RefSeq, a predicted model, not a curated record
GCUAUCACAGCUGGACUGAAUGGGGAAAAUGCAAGGGAAAUAUUGACAAGAGGAGGUCACUGUCAUGCAGGAGGUGCCAAAAAACAGCAGACGCUGCUUAACAGGGAAGGAGAGGAGGCCAACUGAAUUAUGAGUAUUAUCGCUUAUUCAACUGCAGUAGGAACGCACAUUGAGGUGACAGAACGCAGCUCGCCAAGGACGUCUUUUCGAACACUCUGUCAUGGUAUACCUGUGCAGCAUCAUCACCAGGCAGAGAAUGGUGGGUGGCAGUGGUACCACCCAUGAAACAGGUUCUUUUUAUGUUAAUACGCCACCUGUGCUAACAUUGGUGGACACAGUGUACGAAUCGCUAGAAGAAGCUAUUGAAUAUGUGGUGAGCAACCUUGAAGACAGGCUCAACUUAAGGAAGGGUUCAGGUUGGCGCAUCACGUUGCUACACAGUGUACAAAUCAACAUCUUGCAGCAAGAAAUGGUGAACAUAGCAAGCUUUAAAGAGUAUCCCACGGGAGUCAGGGAUGUCAGCCAAGUUGUCAACAUGGAAUCUGGGUACAACUGCACCAUUACAGUGCUAGAAGCGUAUGUGCUACUCAGGAAAAACCACAACACACCAGGUAAAAACCUCACCAGGGAUGUGUAAAACCGGAUAAGGACAAAUCAGAUCAGUAUUAAACACACACCCGACAUGCCACUGAGCAGUGUCUCCUUCAAGAUAUUGGAAAAAGACAACAACCUUAACAACUAUAUGUACAAAUUCUGUGACCUGGUCAUGGGAAAACAUCAGAAAAAACGAUGGACUGUGCAUCUUGCUAGAGAGGGGGUUAACACGUCAUGUCCCCGACUGGUCACUACUGCUAAUCACAGAUGACCACCUCACACUCAUCAAAGACAUGUUCGCCUACGUGAAGGCAUUCCGCUACGGGGUAAAGACAACGAGGAAAGAAUACACAGGUGGUAUGUGUUAUCACUGUCUAACCUUGUUUAAUACACCUGCCAUAUGCAAUGCCCACACCCGAAGUUGUUCAACCCGAACCACAGUUCUAUACCCAGAGCCCGACCAAUUUAAACAGUUUGAAAAUGCGAAAGCACUGAAUAAAAUCUAGUACAUCGCCUUCUUAGAUUUUGAAGCAUACAACAGACAGCCUGAUGCGGAUAAAGACCAGAGAAUUAUGUCAAAGCAGAAAGCGUACGCAUAUUGUUAUUCAUUCGUCGUCGGCAGAAGUGAUGAAUGUAUGCACAGCAGCGUAGGUGUAGGUGAACGUUGCGUCGUCCAUUUUCUGGUAAAAAUAGCUGAAGACUGGGCCAGGAUACGUGAGACGAUGGUGGCACACAAAAUCAGCAUGACCUCUGAAACAAUCCGCCAGUUUGAACAGGCUACACACUGCAAAAGUUGCAACAUUAAGUUCACCAAUAACACUAUCAAAGUGCGGCAUCACACACACCACAAACUGACGGACAACUAUGUGUGCACAUUAUGCAGGAAGUGCAAUUUUAAUUUGAAGUAUGCAGAAAGAACCUUACCAGUGUUAUCACACAAUUUGUCUUACGAUGCUGCACUCAUCUUGAAAGAAGUGGCCACCAAGCAUAACUUCGAAAUCUUGAAACGUGAUGGAGACACAUUUUAUUCGCUUAAAACUGGCAACAUCAGAUUGAUGGACAGUGCCCACAUGAUCAGAGGAUUGCUUUUCAGUCGCGUGGCAAGUCACAUCAAGCAGAAAGGAGCUUUGGAAAUCACACGCCAGAUGUUAUCUAAAUAUCCCGACGAGUGCGCCAAACUAGUUUUGGGCACAGGUAAACAGUACUACCCUUACGGCUACGUCACAGGUUUUGAAGUGUUCCAAAAACUUGGCAUCCCCCCAAAAGUGUGUUUCAAUUCCUCAAUGACAGGGGAAAGCAUACCCUGUGAAAGAUAUGAACAUAUCUGCAAAGUGUGGAAUGCUGCAAACUGUUUUAACUUACUGGAUUACACCGUUUUAUACCUUCUCAUGGACGUGGGAUUAUUGGGGGGUGUUUACUUAGCUUGGAGGAAGGCCGCUUAUACACAGUUUGGACUGGACCCAGUUUACUAUUUAAUGUCUACCUCCCUCUCACUAGACGCUUUACUCCACACUGCGAGCGCGCCUCCACCUAAUUUCCGAUGGGGAACUCACCAACUGAUCACUAAUAACAUCAGAGGCGGUUUCUGCAGUGUAGUCCAAAGGCACGCCAUAGCGAACAACCCUGAGUUAAACCCACAAUUUAAAGCUGGUGACUGACAAUCAUAUAUACUGUACAUCGAUUUUACCAGUCUUUAUCCUCCGGUGAUGAGCAGAUAUAAAAUGCCUUUGGAUGAAAUAACGGAGCUUUCCCCCACCAAACUAGAGAGGUUUACCGCCAGCGAUAUCACAUCCAUCAGUUCGCAGGGAGAACAUGGUUAUUUCAUCCUCCUCGAUACUGAGAAGGUUAGGGAUGAUGUCGCU